CGUUGCAGCUUCUCCCGAAAGUACGUCUCACGUGUAUAUCCGGAUAGCAUGGUGGAUGACCAGAAAAGGCACAAUGGCACUACAUAAUGUACUGUAUUCUUUCAAGAGGUUAAAAUGGCCUUCUCUUAAUGCCUAUAACGAGUGUUGUGUGAGUGCUUUUCUUAUCCAGUAUCGUUGUUAUGCAAAGAAAGCAGCAAUCAAAGGGAAAGGGAAAGGAAUGGUAAAGGAAGUUAUUAAGGGCCCAGAAAUUUGUAAGGAUCCAGUGAAACUUUGCACUCAUGCAGUUGGAGUCAACAUUUUCAAACAGGGCGAGGACCCACCACUUAAACCCAAGGAAGAGUAUCCAGAAUGGCUAUUUCAGUUGGACCUUGGUCCAACCAAAAAACUUAAUGAACUGGAUCCAGACAGUCGGGAAUACUGGAAGCUUUUAAGGAAGGAACAUAUUUGGAGACAUAAUAAACUGCAUAAAGGCAAAAAGAUGUAAAGGAUUUGGAAAGAAUCAUGCUUUCCUAGCAGGCACAGUGGACAUUACCUGGGCCACAGGUCACAUUCUGUUAGUUAGCUGACUGGACUACCGAUACAGAGAGUUUCACAGUUCUUGAAAGCCCAGUCCCUUUGCCAAUUUACCGAUUAAAUCAGUACUGGAAAGGAUAAACAAACUUGCAAAAACAAAGUUUUUGAAUUUUGGUUCUCCUGUACCCAAGGAUCAAGUGGUUAUAUUUUUGCUACUGUGUGUAUUUAAGAGUUUUGUUGUCAUUCUAUGUAUUACUAUUAAUGUCAUUAUGUGUAUUGUCUCACUCCAGUCACAUGAAAAAAUAAACUUCUUAUUACAUUAUCAAUUA
Messenger RNA from Myxocyprinus asiaticus (Chinese sucker), 842 nucleotides. Its product is annotated as 39S ribosomal protein L54, mitochondrial-like. The record is from RefSeq and is a predicted model, not a curated record. The transcript has 3 exons. Gene Ontology annotation, cellular component: mitochondrial large ribosomal subunit. Lineage: Eukaryota; Metazoa; Chordata; Actinopteri; Cypriniformes; Catostomidae. The coding region runs from base 56 to 484 and encodes 142 amino acids. Gene Ontology annotation, molecular function: structural constituent of ribosome.